Zea mays is the source of this 2818-nucleotide messenger RNA. RefSeq lists its product as uncharacterized. The transcript has 3 exons. Lineage: Eukaryota; Viridiplantae; Streptophyta; Magnoliopsida; Poales; Poaceae. The record is from RefSeq and is a predicted model, not a curated record. The coding region runs from base 566 to 2500 and encodes 644 amino acids.
GCCUGCCGCCGGUUCGUCGACAGCUAAGGCCGCCUGCACCAGGAGAGUUAGGUUCGCCGAAUCAGCUCUGUCCGCCGACCAAUCUCAUCGUUCCUGCUUUGACGCGUCUGCUGCUCCAACGAAAAUCACUCCGCACGGCCGGGAUGGGACUGCUACCCACCGACUUCAAUACCCAGGCCUGCGUCCCAUCACUCCUCAACGCAGCAAAUCCGCGGAAUCCGGCGCUGAAGAUUUGCCUGGCUAGACAACGGUCCAUCGGCGACUCCGCAAGAGAUUCAAUUCGCCUGCGACUUCAUUGAAGCCAACAACCGAGCAUUCAAGGUUCCGCCAUCUGGACAACAAAAAUCUUAAGGUAAGCCUGAGAGGUAAAUGCUUCCGAUGUCUGGCCAGAGGGCACUACGCCAUUGAUUGCAGGGAUCCGUUGAAAUGCUUCAACUGCGGCGGCCCUGGACACAGAGCCUGGCAAUGUCCCAAGAAGAUUAGUGCUGCUGCUUCUACCCCCUCUGCCUUCCCACCACCUCCCUGCUUCGACAACGUCAACUUCCCUCCUCUGCGCCAAGUCAACAUGGUGAAGCCUGGCAACCCCAUGGAGCGCCCGCAGGAGACUUUCGCUGUUGCCGCGUCCUCUCGGGACAUGGACAGCGAGCUGGCGCGGUUGAGCACCCACGCGGCAUGGGCCUGGCUCGGCGGCGUUCGACCGGCGACAAGCACCAACACAGUAACAAGGGCUUUCUGCUCUAGGUUCAGGAUGCGCGAAGAAGACAUCAAGGUGGUGAGACACUAUCCAGAGGACUUCCUCGUCACCUUUGAACACCAGCAUCACCGGGACACGGCUGUGGCGCAGCGCGACUUCACCUACAACAACAUCGACAUCCGCGUCAGGCCGUGGCAGCUCCCCGUCCACGGCGACCACAGCGUCUUCGGCUCCCACGUGCGCCUGUGUCUGGAAGGCAUCCCUCUGCACGCAUGGAACGAUGGCAUCGCCAAGCGUGCGGUGGCUAAGUCCUGUGUGCUGGACUACGUUGAAGCCCAGUCGCUGCGAAUGGAGGAUGCUACGACGCUCAAUCUGUGGGCGUGGGCGCGAAACCCGUCUGACAUACCUAAGGUAACGUGGCUGACCAUUGUUGACAGGAGCAGCACUGCCCACGACGCGACACCGGCGGGGCGUAGCGGCUUAACCUUCAGGGUCAUCGUCCACCUUGAUAUGGUGGAAGACCCCCCUACCAGGGAUGGCCAUGGGCAUUCACGUGCGUAUGAUUGGAGGCUUGGUGUUGUUGACGGCGAGUGCGAACCACGUGACCGUCACGACCCUCCACCACCUCGCAGCAACCGUCGCAGGGAUGAGGAUGGUGAUAGUGACCGUCGUGGUCGCCGCCCAGGACGCGACGACAGUUGGAGCUCCCGGCUCUUUCGUAGCAUCUCGCGGGCUCCCAGGGACCGCGAGCGGGAGCGCUCGGGGUCGCGCCAUGGCCAGCGCCAUGACUCACCCAGGCGGCGUCACCACCUCGACGGCGAUCAGCAACUUCGUCACCACCUUCAUGGCGAUCAGCAGCCUCGUCAUGCCGGAGGCACGUCGUUGGUUACGCCACAUGUUGGCCGUGACCCGGCGAUUGGUCGUGACCCGGCGAUACGUGGACGCAGCCGUGUGCGCCGUUCCACCCGUGUUGCUGUCCGGCGUGGCCGUUCAGCGACCCCCCCACGGCAUCCUGCUCGCCCCAGAUUUCCACCAAGCGCCUGCAGUCCCGGCAUCCACAGCUCACGCGGUGGUGGCAACGACGGUUCUCCGCGCCCUGCUGUGAAGGCUGCAGCUCUUCCUAAAGGUCGUUACCGCGUUGGCUGCGUGUACCGAAGGCGACCGCGCUUGGUGCCUAAGGGCCAAGUCGAUCCGGUCCCUGGGGCUGCUGCUGGCGACAGCAACCUUGCUGUCUGGGAUGGCAGCAGGAUGAAGUUCGCAGACAACCUACUGCCUUUGGUGCAGUCUGAGGAGGACCAUGUGCUGUUAGGCUCUCCCUGCAGCACGGUUGCUGCGGGCUACAACGCCGAAGCUGUAAAGGACUCCAAUGUCGACGCUUCCUCUCGGAUGAUAGCUGCGGUGCAUGAACCUUCAACAGAUGUUGCUGCGGUGUCAACCACCGCGCAAAGCCAUCUACUCAACACCAUAUUCACCAAGCCCUCGCCUGCCAUACUCGAGCGACCAGUGCUACAUCCUUCGGAGGGGGUAACAACACCAGCGACCACUCUGUCUACUAUUCCUGCAGCACCUGCUAGAAGAAUCAAGCAGCGACACGGCUUCAACCUUUCGACGGAAUUUCAGGAUUGGUUCAAGAAGCCACUGACUGUGGAGAUGGGGACGGCCCUAGAUGCUCUGUUCAAUCUGGAUACGCCAGACACAGUUCGCCUCGACAAGGCCUUGCUGGGAAUUGCUGGAGAUGCUAUAGCUGAGAUCCAAGAGGAGGUGGACGCCAUGCAUGCAGAGGCCAGAGCAGUUACUGCGGCUUGAUUGAUGGCUGUUCUAGCUCCAUGUUAGAUGAUGAGGGUCUGCUUUUGUUAUGUCAAUGAGUCUCAGCUCAGUUUCUACUACUUUUGUGAGCACCCUGGACUGUAUUGGGUUGCUGUUUUGCUUCAGACCUAUAACAGCCAUGCUUGUGUUGGCCCUGGUGGCCCCUUUAUGUUUCACUGUCAUUAUUGUGCAGUGCUGCAAUUUCAUCCAGCUGUCGGCAAUUAAUCGGGGUGCUUUUCUCCUCCAUGUCUGACUUUAGCAUCCUGUGCUGGAAUGUUAGGGGUUUAAAUUUGCAAGCGCGCCGAGAUGCAGUGCGCG